This is a messenger RNA of Arachis duranensis, 1971 nucleotides long. RefSeq lists its product as uncharacterized. Lineage: Eukaryota; Viridiplantae; Streptophyta; Magnoliopsida; Fabales; Fabaceae. Gene Ontology annotation, molecular function: zinc ion binding. The transcript has 5 exons. The coding region runs from base 1 to 1971 and encodes 656 amino acids. The record is from RefSeq and is a predicted model, not a curated record.
AUGUAUGUGGUUGACGAUACAAGUAUGCAAGUGAUGUUUUCGAUCUACCAACAAACACGGGCACAAGUGUCAGUUAUCGAGUUAUAUGUUGAGUUCGAAGAAUUAGUUGAGGUUAAUUUACCCGAACCUAACAUCGACUGGACGGUUUAUAACAUUGAAAGUGAAGAGGAAUUCGAGGGCACUUAUCAUAUUGUUGGUCUAGUUGAAGAUGUCGACGAAGAUGAUAUCAUAGUUGAGCCUGACGUUGCAGAUGUGACAAAUGCACUAACGAGCCAACAUCUAUCUAGAGAGCCUUCUUUUAUGCAUGCUUUGGAUCUAGAUGCUAUGAAUGCACCAGAAUUUCCUAAGUUUGUCAAUGCAGAUCCUGUUGUUGUUACGGAUGGUGAAUUUGUCAUCGGCAUGGAGUUUAGUUCUAGAGAAACUGUGAUUGCAGCAAUUAAAGAUUAUACCAUUCGUCGGGGUGUGGAUUAUCGAGUUAUAAGGCGGUACAAUGGUAGUCACACAUGCUCCAGGACAACAAUCUCUCAAGAUCAUGCCAAGAUAAACUCAGACAUGAUUGCAGAGGUUAUAAAGCCAUUGGUUGAAGUUGAUCCAUCUUUAAAGGUGAAAUCUGUGAUUGCUGAAGUACAAUCGAAAUUCAAUUAUACGAUAAGUUACCGCAAAGCAUGGCUGGCCAAGAAAAAGGCAAUUGCGAAUAUUUUUUGUGGUUGGGAAGCUUCUUAUGAAGCUUUACCGUCGUGGUUUGAAGCAAUGGUACAGAAAGAUCCAUCAGCUGUAGUUGAGAUCGAAACUGCACCAGCUUACCUAGGGGAUGAGAUUAGGAGCUGCAAACCAAUCGUCCAAAUAGAUGGCACACAUCUGUAUGGCAAAUACAAAGGAGCUCUCUUAGUUGCAGUUUCUCAGGAUGGCAAUGGCAAUAUUGUGCCUCUUGCAUUUGCCGUUGUUGAGGGUGAGACUUCUGAUGCAUGGCACUUUUUUCUUACUCAUUUGCGCACACAUGUGGUGACGCGGGAUGGUAUUGGGCUUAUCUCUGAUCGACACGACUCUAUUACCUCAGCAAUAGCACGUAGUAAUGGAUCAUGGGAGCCUCCGAGAGCUAUCCGCAUGUUUUGUGUUAGGCACAUAGCAUCCAACUUCUUAAGGAAUUUCAAGGCACCGUAUUUACAAAAGUUGAUUUAUGCAAGAUUACGUGAGCGUGGUGAGGCUUACACUCAGUGGCUCGAUCGGAUCCCACGUCAGCAAUAUGCUUUGGCGUUCGAUAAUGGAUAUCGCUGGGGUCAUAUGACCACAAACCUAGUCGAGUGCAUCAAUGGGGUAUUAAAGGGGGCGCGAAAUCUUCCAAUUACAUCACUUGUCAAGGCAACUUUUUAUAGGUUAAAUGAGUUGUUCACUAGGAAGAAGGCUGAGGCUGAGGCUCGAACGAAUGCGGGACAUGUAUUCUCUGAAUAUGCAAUCAACAAACUUCAAUCAAAUCAGCAAGCAGCGGGAAACAUCCAAGUUAACUUGUUUGAUAGGCAGAAUGAGGUCUUUGAGGUGCGCGAGAUGCCCAGUGGUUUAGAGUAUGCGGUGAAUCUCCGUCAACGACAUUGUGAUUGUGGUGAGUUUCAGACAUAUCGAAUUCCUUGUCGUCAUGUCUUUGCGUGUUGUGCGAACCAACGACUUGAUUGGCAACAAUAUGUUCAUGACAUAUAUAGGAUGGAAGAGAUAAAGAAGGUGUAUAGAGCAAGGUUUAAGCCAUUAGGGAAUCCAGCAACAUGGCCUGUGUAUCAAGGACCAAGGCAUAUACCUAAUCCGCACUUAAAGCGAGUAUCCAAAGGACGUCCCAAAAUAACUCGUUUCUUGAAUGAAAUGGAUAUGCGUGAUAUGCGUGGUCCUAGGCAUUGCAGGCUUUGUGGAGGCCAAGGUCACAGUCGAAGUAGAUGCCCUCAGCGUCCAGGGUCAAGUGCUAGUGGUGGUGCUCAUAAUUCUUAG